Suillus paluster is the source of this 2281-nucleotide messenger RNA. RefSeq names its product membrane transport protein-domain-containing protein. NCBI's taxonomy places the organism in Eukaryota, Fungi, Basidiomycota, Agaricomycetes, Boletales, Suillaceae. Gene Ontology annotation, cellular component: membrane; endoplasmic reticulum. Gene Ontology annotation, biological process: transmembrane transport. The transcript is spliced from 8 exons. The record is from RefSeq and is a predicted model, not a curated record. The coding region runs from base 162 to 1979 and encodes 605 amino acids.
CCAUCAUGACGGAGCCAAGCAGCAGCCAAGCAUUUGUCUGAACACGCAAUAGCUGCGCGUUUGGGUUGCCUUCUCUCGCCUCACGAAUUACUAUUUAGACUUCAUCGGUUCUGUUUUUUUUUUCCAAAUACCUUGUAUUUGACCCACUGGUUCACUCAUCCAUGUCCAGCACCCCCAUCUGGCCGCUUUUGUCUACUGUAUUCCAGUCGAUUCUAGAGGUAUUCCUGCUAUGUCUUGCAGGCUAUAUCCUCGCAUGGCGCCGUAUCAUCGACAAGCCCACUCAGCGUGUAAUAAACCACAUCAACAUCUCCUUGUUCACGCCUGCACUGCUGUUUUCCAAAGUCGCCUUCUUCUUAAGCCCAGCAAAACUCAAGGAAUUAUGGAUUAUUCCGAUCUUCUUUGUAGUUGUCACAGCUUUCUCUGCGCUUGUCGCGGGACUCCUGUCGAAGAUGUUUAGAUUAAAAAAAUCUCAACGCAACUUUGCUAUGGCUGCUUCGAUGUUCAUGAAUUCGAACUCGCUACCCAUCGCUCUCAUGCAAAGCCUCGUGCUUAGCGUGCAUGGCCUCAAAUGGACCGCUGACGACAACCAGAAUGCGAUGCUAGGUCGUGCACUCACGUACCUGGUAUUGUAUAGCACUCUCGGGAUGAUGCUUCGCUGGAGCUACGGCGUACGUUUGCUCUCCUCUGCAGACAUGCCGCCUACGCCAACCUCUCUUCGUUCGCCCUCACUUGUGGCGGUGAAUGCUGAAGGAGCACAAUACACUGAUGAUGCAUCUAUAUCAGAUGAAGAGACGCUUAGCGAGCACCAUGGUUCAUCCAAGUUCCAGUCUGCGAGUCCGUCAAUCCAUUGGCAAACUCGGGCGCAUCCCACGAGCCCCUCUCAUCACUGGCAAACCCAAGCCCACACUCAAUCCGUAUUCGUGACUUCGCCUCGCGAGGACACAGAUGACAACGACCAGGAUGCAGCGUCUGAGAUUCCUGCCUUCAUUCCAGAGCCCGCGAGCCACAUCUACGGACAUUUGCGUCCCCACUCGUCAUCUCACCUUCACCUCUCGCCAUCUCGCGCAAUCGAACACUCGUCUUCACUUUCGCAUUCACGCUCACCGCAUCUACCUCGGGAUACAGCUAUAUAUCACUCCUUCCCUAACUCACCUACGCGGGAAGAGGUGCCUCUGGCUUCGGACAGUGUCACGCCUGCAGACUCGGAGGACGAGAUGGAAGAUGAGGGAGAUGAUGCAAAUGAGGCUUUCCGUCACCGCCGGCAUCGUAAAAAAUCACACGCUGUUCUCCGCCACGCCUGGAAGUCUACUAAAAAGGCAUGGCGCGGUGUCAAUGCGUUCAUGACGAUGCCCCUAUGGGCCUCCCUGCUUAGUCUCCUCGUCGCAUGUACCCCACCGCUCCAAUCUGCACUCGAACGCAUGACACCUAUCAAAGGCGCGCUUGGUGCUGCAGGGAACUGCAGUAUACCAUUGACGCUCGUUGUGCUUGGGGCAUAUUUCUACUCUGCACCUCCUGAGGAUGACCUGCAAGACGAAGAACUGACAGACUGUGAGACAGACGAAGCGAGGCGAGGGAUCAGACACAACAAGUCUCGCACCUCACUACUCAGUACCCUUCAGGAGAUGCUGGCACUUAAACGUACACCGCAGUCCCAGUCUCAGACACACGGGGAAAGCAAGACGGUGUUCGUCGCGAUUCUUGCGAGGAUGGUGGUCGUCCCGGCUGUGAUGCUUCCUGUGAUGGCGAUUCUUGCGAGGUUCGACGUGCAUGAUAUCUUCGCGGAUCCUGUGUUCGUGGUGUCAAAUGUGCUGUUGAUAGCGAGUCCACCUGCACUGACGCUCGCGCAGAUAACACAAGCAGCCUCGAAUGACUCAUUCGAGAGGUUAAUAUCGCGGACGGUGUUCUGGUCGUAUUGCGUCGUCACGCCGCCAAGCACAAUCGUAGUGGUCGUUCUAGGUUUGUUGAUUGCGAAGCUGUGAUUUGGAUGGUUGAUGACUGGUGAUUUUUGGUACGCUGAUCACGAUUCCUUGUGAGCUGAAUAUUGAAUGAUGAAUCAAAGGUUUGGGGUCAAAUAUAUCUUGUUUGCUGGGACACUUGGAUCUCUUUGGCAUAUUUUUUGUGGUGUUGACAGGGCGCGUUUUAUGUGCCUUUAUCUGUGUCGAGCUCUGUGGAACGGACUGAUAGGAUUUCAAAUCGAUUAGUAGUGUUCUAGUGUCACAUCCGCUAGAAUAAUUUGCAUCAAGAUUUCUGCAUUAGUGAAUGCGAGUCCAGAUUCAACGAA